UCCCUGGGUGCUGCAGUUUCCCUUGCUCCCUCCCUGGCCCCUGGUGGCCCUGCCCAGCCUCUCCCCACUGACCAUGGCCUUGGCUCCCAGAAGACAGAGUUCACGCGGAACUCCCUUCAAAGGCCUCUUUUAAAAACUGGCCUCACAGACCUAGCCAGCAGAUAAGAACCUUCGUAAUGGCCGGCAUUCAUGUGUCGCUUAUCUCCUUGGAACGAAAGCACCUUUGGGGAGCUGAAGACAGUGCGCCUGCCAAAGAAGAUGACAGGGACGGGAGCACACCGGGGCUUCUGCUUUGUGGACUUCGUCACCAAGCAGGAUGCAAAGAAAGCCUUCAGCGCCCUCUGCCACAGCACUCACUUGUAUGGCCGGAGGCUGGUCCUGGAGUGGGCAGACUCGGAGGUGACCGUGCAGGCCCUGCGGAGGAAAACGGCCAGACACUUCCAAGAGCCCCCGAAGAAAAAGCGAUCUGCAGUGUUGGAUGGGAUCCUGGAGCAUCUGGAAGAUGGGGACGACGAUGACAACGAGCAAGCUCUUCAGCUGUGAGCUCCCGCACUGGGGAGCCCACGUGAGGUGGCUCCUUUCAGGGACACAGACCCGACAUCCUCCUCUCCUUGUUCCCAAGGAGCAGAGACUCUGGUGGGUGACAGUGCACAGCCAGUGUAGAGCCCAUGGCAAGAGUAAGCCGCUGUCUAGGCAGGGACUCGCACCUCAGCCCCAUUCACCAGCCACCCCAGCUGCACCCAGCCAGACUCCUGCAGCCAUCUCACCCUCUGCAGCACUGCCGGCCAGAGGAUGGAGCUACGGACGCCACCUCAGACGCAGGGCCCUUCCCAGACCUGGAGCACCACAUUCCAAGCACUGAUGCCAGGUUCUCAGGCUGGCCUGGGUGUUCCAUCACCAUUGCCUCUCAAGGUGGAGGCCCUGGGAGCCCUGUCCAAGCCUCGCCCUGGGCCAAUUCACCAACUGCAAAAGAGGACAUGGCAUCAGGCAGGGAGCGGGACCACAGCCCUUCACCCACUGUCCAGCCUCAGCUCCAACACCCCUAGCGUGCAGUUUCAGACCUACAUCAUUUUGAGCUCCAGUGGUGUCUGCUCAGUGCAGGCGAUGGGCUGGCCAUGGUGGUCUCAGAUAGCCACACCAUGUUCAACCAUCCAACCCGGGAAGACCUGAGACAGCUCCUCCCACUUCUGAGCCGUUGUCAUCUGGACUGUGGGUGCUGGACAGGACUCGGACUUUUUGGGGGGAAUCUUAGCCUGUGUGGUUUUUGGGGGGAUGAGGUCCUGCUUUUCACAGUGGCCCAUACCAAAACUGGGACCACACCCUGUGGGUGGGGCUGGCACUUUGUUACAGUUCAAGGGCGCUGAGAGUUAGGCAAUAAAAGUCAGAACCUAGAG
Molecule: messenger RNA, 1394 nt
Organism: Microtus ochrogaster (prairie vole)
Lineage: Eukaryota; Metazoa; Chordata; Mammalia; Rodentia; Cricetidae
Gene: Rbm19
Product: RNA binding motif protein 19
Exons: 4
Coding region: 190-543 (117 amino acids)
Cellular component (GO): nucleolus
Molecular function (GO): mRNA binding
Source: RefSeq, a predicted model, not a curated record